AAAAAUCACAGUCCACUCACCAGGUCAACAAUUCGGAUGUGGCCAUUCUAUCCUGGAAGGUUCCUUGUACAGCUUCCCGACCACGUAGUCAAUCAUCAAGACUGAAGAAUGCGACUCGCUGCUCACAGAAGUCAUAAGGCUACUGGGUGCCUGUUUUCAGCGCUCUCCGGUAUUCUUCACCAGCAAACUGAACUGAGAGAAGAUGACGCUAUGGACUGGCGUCGGUCAGGUGGCCAGCAUAGCCCAGCUUGCCGGGGUGGACGCGUAUGGGCUCAUCACGAUGAUCGUGGAGGCGGCGAGGACAGUUAGAAGGAACCGGGAAACCUGCCAGCUGCUGGCGCGGCGUGUGAAGAUGAUAGGUGACCUUCUCCAGCAGCUCGAGAGCACGCAGCUGAUGCAGCAUACGGAGACGAGGAACCCCGUCGAGCAGCUGGAAGAGACUCUCCGACAUACAUACAUGGUCAUCAAAUCCUGUCAGGACGGCAGCUACCUAUACAGCUGCUUUAUGGGAGGGAACCAAGCGGACCAGCUCCAUCAGGUGCGGAACGAGAUCGCCUUCUACCUCCAGCUCUUCCCCCUCGUCGGCUUUGUCGAUACCAGCCGGACCUGGGCACGUCUUCUGCACAGAGCUCACCCUCUCGGUACAGAGGAUACUAUGGAUAUUUUGCAUGCAGUUCAUCAUUCAGAACAUAACAACAGACUCAGAACAGAGGCCCUCAAGACAACUCAAUUAGAAGAUCCAGGAAUUCCUCCCUGCACAAAAUCCAAGGAAGAAGAAAAAUCAAGGUUUCUCUAUGGAUCAGGCCAAGUCAUGAAUAUGGAGGAACUCGUCAAUCUCAUAGGUGUUGGAAAAGGAGCAGAGUUACCCUAUUUUAGUUUCUCUCAGAUAUUAGCUGCUACAGACAAUUUAUCAUUACAGAACUUGCUUGGAAAUGGUGGAUUCGGCUGUAUUUACAAGGGCAAACUGCCUAAUGGUCUCGAUAUUGCUAUCAAAAGACAUAGCACAUCUUCACAUCAGGGCCUAUCGGAGUUCCGAGCUGAGAUUGAAGUCAUUCCAAAUCUUCGACAUAAAAAUAUAAUUUCGCUACUUGGGUUUUGUGUUCAAGGAAAAGAGAAGAUGCUUGUCUAUGAAUAUAUGUCCAAUAAUAGUUUGGCAGCCAUCAUUUCAGAUGAGUCAAAACGGAAAUUGCUUAAUUGGUCAAAGCGGCUUCAUAUAAUCAAAGGGAUAGCAGAUGGCCUUGUUUAUCUGCAUCUGCAUUCUCAGAUGUCCAUUGUCCACAGGGAUUUGAAACCAAGUAAUGUCCUGUUGGAUCCUGAAAUGAAUGUUAAAAUUUCUGAUUUUGGUCUGGCUAAAAAGGUAGCUCCAGGUGCGAUUGUGGAAGAUCUUGUAUACGGCACAUAUGGCUAUGCAGAUCCUGAAUAUGUUGCUACUGGAAUGAUAUCGCAGAAGGCAGAUGUAUACAGCUUUGGCAUCAUAGUUCUUGAGAUAAUAUGUGGAAAGAUGUCCCGGUCUUACAUGGUGAAGGUGGAGAAGAGCUCAUCUCCAGGAUCACUUCCUGACCACGCACGCAAGUAUAGGAAGAGGCCCCGCAAGCUUGUUGACCCACUACUAGGUGCUAGCAAGAGCGAGACAGCUCAGAUUGCGGAAUGCGUUAAGGUGGCUCUGCUGUGUGUCGACCGUCGUCCUGAAUGUAGGCCCACCAUGUCGGAAGUUGUCGCGAUGCUCUGCACCAUUGGGAGUGGGAGAUCGCCACCAGCCUGUUAUUGUCACUGAGUAAUAAUAAUCAGGGGUUGUAGAGCUGACCGAGGACGGCCAAAGAUUAUGACCAUCACACAUGUACGUAUGUUUUACAGAAUUGGCAAGGCAUGGCAAAGAACGUGGGAUUUUCCAUUCUGAUCUGGCUCUUGGUCGCCCAAGUUCAGUUGAAGGUGAAUACCCUAAAUCGGACGCGUAUUCCAGGCUUGGGGGCCAAUUUGUGCGUUUGGAAUACUUAUUAGAAAUGUCAGGGUGCUCCGUGAUAAAAAAUAUAUGGUAUUUUUUUGUUUUGCAAGUGCCAAAUACUUUUGAUUUAUAAGUCGCGUGGUUGUCUUUCCUGUUA
Hordeum vulgare subsp. vulgare (domesticated barley) is the source of this 2099-nucleotide messenger RNA. RefSeq names its product putative receptor-like protein kinase At4g00960. Bases 203 to 1774 code for a protein of 523 amino acids. NCBI's taxonomy places the organism in Eukaryota, Viridiplantae, Streptophyta, Magnoliopsida, Poales, Poaceae. Gene Ontology annotation, biological process: cell surface receptor signaling pathway; protein phosphorylation. The record is from RefSeq and is a predicted model, not a curated record. Gene Ontology annotation, molecular function: protein kinase activity; ATP binding. The transcript has 8 exons.